AUGGCGGCGGAGGAUAAGUGUCCUGAAACAAUUUAUGAUGUCAAAACCCCGUCUUUUCUCGUGGAUAUUGACGUCAUCAAAAGAAACGUGACGAGAAUGAAGGAGACAUGUGAUCGCCUUGGCGUUCAGCUAAGACCCCACAUGAAGACACACAAGACGGUAGAACUAGGCGAGAUGAUGACGAACGGUACGAAAAAAUGUGUUGUCGUUUCCACCCUAGACGAGGCGGAAUUUUACGCCACUCACGGAUUUGAUGAUAUUUUGUACGCCUAUCCGAUAACACAACAAAAACUAGACAGGUGCCGAAGACUUGCAGAAAAGUUAGAGAAGUUUCAUAUGAUGGUUGAAAGUCCAGAAAGCAUGGAAGCUUUAAAGACAACACCAAGGGGAGAUAACAAGAAUUGGUCCGUGUAUCUGGAGAUAGAUCUAGGACUCGGACGAACCGGAGUUGAAUGGGACUCUGAUCUGGCAUUGACACUGGCUGCAGAGGCUGCGAACUGUCCCAGUAUAGACUUCCUGGGCCUGUAUGUACACAGUGGGGACUCCUAUCUCGCCCGCGGCCCUGACUCUAUCCGGCAGUCGGGAAGAAAAAACACGGACAAAUUAUUGCAACUCAAGGUCAGGCUAGCAGAAGCAGGGGUGACUUGUCCAAGUCUGUGUAUGGGUUCAACUCCAGGCUGUUCACAUCCUGACGAUAGCAUGGCCCAGUUGGACUGUUUCUCGCCUGGAAACUACGUCUUCCAUGACACCAUGCAGAUGCGGAUAGGCACGUGCGAGGAGAGUGAUAUUGCCUGUCGCGUGAUCUGUCGCGUGAUCAGUCACAAGAAAAGUCAAAACAAAAUGUCGAUUGAUGCGGGAUUUCUGGCGAUCAGUCACGAUGGGAUGGAACUGGGGCUGGCAGAAGGACCUGUGAUCUUCCAGGGCCACCCAGAACUAAAGCUGUUAGGCAUGUGCCAGGAGUUAGGGAGUGUCGGCACACAAGGCACCCCGCUAGACUUUUCCAAAUAUCCUAUCGGAUCCUUACUCUUCAUCUACCCGCAUCAUUCGUGUGCUACUGCAGCUCUCUAUAAAAACUACUACAUACAUUCCGGAGAGAAAAUCGUCGGGGUUUGGCGGCCAACCAGGGGCUGGUAG
Ylistrum balloti is the source of this 1134-nucleotide messenger RNA. Its product is annotated as D-serine dehydratase-like. Gene Ontology annotation, molecular function: D-serine ammonia-lyase activity. The record is from RefSeq and is a predicted model, not a curated record. The transcript is spliced from 8 exons. Gene Ontology annotation, biological process: D-serine catabolic process. NCBI's taxonomy places the organism in Eukaryota, Metazoa, Mollusca, Bivalvia, Pectinida, Pectinidae. The coding region runs from base 1 to 1134 and encodes 377 amino acids.